AUGUAAAUUAGUAAUAUUUUUAACUAAGUCUAAUUAAAUUGCUGCCAAAAAGCUGUUAAUAGCUAUUAUUAAGUUUUUUCUAUUUAAUUAUUUCUUGAUGUUGCAGAAAGCUUUGCACAACAAAAAGAUUAGCAGAAUACUGAAGAUAUCAAUUGUUUAACUGAAUGCAACUCUAUGAAUAUAUAAUAGAGCGAAGAGAUUCUCAAGAGUGAAGAUAGUUAAAUGGUGGAUAAAUGUGAUUCAAGCAAGCAUACUUUUUAGAUGAUUUUUAAUACUAAUAAUUCCAAUCUAAUGAAAAAUAUUUUGAAGUCAUUCUAGAGAUUUGUUGAAAAUGAAAAGGAUUUAAAAAUUUAAUCAUUAUUUUGCAAGCUAGCAAAAGUCACCUAUGGCUAUCCUGAUCUAUGCAAAUUUAUUAAAUUCAGUCUAAAAAAAUAAGGAAAAAGAUGGAAUAUGAAGGCUAAAAAUUUGGUUGAGAAAUCAAAUUUAAAACCUUUGUUUUAAUACUAUUUAAAAAAUAUUAACAAAUUAUGGUUAGAUAACAGUAAAGUAAAAAAUAAGAAAUAGCACGAAGAAUUAAGUUAGUUUUUACUAAAUUAUAUUGAGAAUCCAAAAUAAUGUUAGUAAAUAAGAUUUUACCAGAAAAAUAAAUCAAUUAUUAAAAAAAUAUAUUGA
This is a messenger RNA of Tetrahymena thermophila SB210, 672 nucleotides long. RefSeq lists its product as hypothetical. Lineage: Eukaryota; Ciliophora; Oligohymenophorea; Hymenostomatida; Tetrahymenidae. The transcript has a single exon. The record is from RefSeq and is a predicted model, not a curated record.